Lineus longissimus is the source of this 8404-nucleotide messenger RNA. RefSeq lists its product as uncharacterized. NCBI's taxonomy places the organism in Eukaryota, Metazoa, Nemertea, Pilidiophora, Heteronemertea, Lineidae. Bases 1 to 8391 code for a protein of 2796 amino acids. The record is from RefSeq and is a predicted model, not a curated record. The transcript is spliced from 29 exons.
AUGCCCGGAGGGAUGCCAGAGAAUGAGGAAGGAGGGAAGUGCCAGCCUGGAACAUUCUGCCCCGAAGGGUCAUCUGAACCCACUAACUGUACCAGGGGAUCCUACUGCAGUACUCCAGGACUAGCCACCGCAAGUGGAGAGUGUGAGGCCGGCUGGUUCUGUCCGCCUGGGUCAGUCUCACCUUGGCAAGUCAUCUGCCCUGCUGGUUCUUUUUGUGUGAAUGGAACCUGGUUGCCUGAGCCUUGCCCUGUUGCCACGUAUGGCCAUCAACCAAACCUGAGGUCUGCGGAGGGAUGCACUCUCUGUGAUGCUGGACAUUACUGUAAUGAAACAGGUGCCGUGACAGUCAGUGGAAUCUGUGAGCCAGGAUUCUACUGUGACAAUGGCAAGGGCCCGGUCUCCUCCUUGGUGCAGUACUUCUGCCCUGAGGGCCACUUCUGCCCCAACCUCACCCAUCUGUCCGUCCAGUACCCAUGUCCGGCCACCACGUACAACAAUGCCACCCACCAGAUUGCUCAGGAGGCCUGCCAGCCCUGUCCACCUGGGUAUUACUGUCAGACAGUGGGCGCAGCCCAACCUGAUGGCCUCUGCUACGCUGGGUUCUAUUGCAAUGGGAGUAUGAUCAAGCCCAACCCUGCCAGCCAGAUCUGUCCUCCCGGGAACUACUGUCCCGAGGGUAGUGAGUACCCGAUACCUUGUCCCAAGGGAACUAUCACGAAGGGCAUUGGGAAUAAGGAGAGUGCUGCUUGUGAACUUUGUAAACCUGGCAACUAUUGCACACCGGAGAUGUCCAGGUUUGGUUACAGCCAUCCCUGUUCUGCUGGUUAUAUCUGCGUACUAGGAUCAAGUGUUCCAAACCCAAGUAACACCACUAAGGGAUAUAUUUGUCCAAGAGGCCACUACUGUUUGGAGGGCGCAGUGUUGGAGACUCCAUGCCCAUUGGGGACGUUUGGACCAGCUCUGGGUUCUGAUGAGUGCCUGCCUUGCCCAGAGGGUUGCACCUGUCCAAACUAUGGUUUGAUUGAGCCGUUGCCAUGUCCACUAGGCUUCUUCUGCCCGAACGAAACUUACGACCAGGGUGUACCAUGUCCAAAAGGGACCUACAACCCUAACACUGGUCUGUCUGAGAUGGAUGAGUGCCUUGCAUGUCCGGCGGGUCACUUCUGUAACAUGAGUGGCCUGUCCUCCCCAAGCGGACCAUGCCACCCUGGCUAUCUCUGCCUGGCAAACGCCACCCACCCAGGCCCAAACGAUGGCACCAAUGAGCCAUGCCCUCCAGGAUAUUACUGUCUGGAAGGAACUCUCACACCCACACCAUGUCCAAGUGGCACACUCAGAAACUUCACCCUGGGGAAGACUCUAUCAGAUUGUUUUCCCUGCACUCCUGGCUACUUCUGUGAGGGCACAAGUCUUUUGGGGCCGACAGGAGAUUGCUCGGAGGGUUACUACUGCCCAGAGGGUGCUGGGGUGAACGUUUCCGCACCAGUUGGGUACCUCUGCCCUGCAGGUCAUUACUGCAUCAACAGGACUGCACUGCCUUAUGCUUGUCCACCCGGCACUUGGCAGCCAAACAAAGGUUCAUCAGACUGUCUCUCAUGUCCUACUGGGUCCUACUGCCUGAUGAAUGCCACCACCCCAUCGCCAUGCCUUCCCUGGUCCUAUUGCCCCGAAGGUUCUGAUGUCCCCUUGCUCUGCCCUAAUGGAACUUAUACUAGCAAUGCGACACGGGGUUUACAGGAGGCAACACAGUGUGAUCUCUGCCCUACUGGGAAGUACUGUGUUGGCGGGCGUGUAGCAGGGAACUGCACUGGAGGCUUCUGGUGUAAGAAAGGCAGUCCUAAGCCUAGCCCCAUUGGCCUGAACCGGACAAUUGGACAACCUUGUCCCCGAGGAUACUUUUGUCCCGACGGCACAGUCGAGCCACAAAUGUGUCCACCUGACCUAUUCAUUGACAUAGAGGGCGCCGUCAGUGAACUAGAGUGCGACUACUGCCCGGCUGGGCGUAUCUGCUUCACGGGCGUCCCAGUCCCCCAGAUGUGCCCGAAAGGCUUCUACUGUCACUACAAUGAGACGAUCAGGCCCUGUCCCGCCCGGACUUACAAUGAUCUGCUCGGGGCUAUGAACACGACUUGGUGUAAGCCGUGUCCGGCUGGAUAUUGGUGCGGAGAGGAAGGGAUGUCUAACUACUCCAUCAGUCCAUGUCCUCCUGGGUCAUAUUGUACUAGCGCUAUUUACAAACCUGAGCCAUGUCCGUCUAGUUCAUUCAGGAAGCUCCCAGGAGCCGGAGGUGUGGCUGACUGCCACCUGUGUCCACCUGGCCGAUUCUGUUUCCUCACAAACAGCACCCACCCAGGUGUCCAGUGUUCGGUCGGCUACUUCUGCCCCAUCGGCUCCCAGCUCCAGUACCUCUGUCUCCCUGGGUACUUCUGCCCUCGUGCCAAGUACCAGAUACCCUGCCCAGCUGGCUGGUACUGCCCUAAAGGGUCGAUACUGCCAAAGAGGUGCCCCAUGGGUCAUUACUGCAAAAUGGAUAUUUGUAAGGGAAAUCUCAUCGGAACAAUCGUACCCAGGAAGUGUCCGCUGGGCUAUAAAGAAUACAACCACUCCAUGCGAGCCACCUUUAAUGACACCUGUCAGUCAUGUCCGCCUGGUUACUACGGCGACCACCCAGAUCGUCUUCUGUGCUACCCGUGUCAGUCUGGCGUUGUGUGUCUAGAGGGCGCCACCACGGAUAGACCGAGCGUGAAUGAGAGUGCUCACACUGGGCUGGAUGUGACCCACUCUUACGUCUGUCCCCCUGGCCAUUAUUGCCCAGAGAUGUCUGUACACCCGCUGCCGUGUACUCCAGGCACCUACAACCCUAUGCAGCGGGCCAAGGCCACCGACGCAUGCCUCCUGUGCGACCGGAAUAGCUUCAACCACCUUUAUGGACAAGUGGGGUGCUUCCCCUGCGGCGGGGAGGCCAAUCAGCCAAGUCCAGGGAAUAACACGUGUGUUUGUAAAGCAAGGGGCAGGUACUUUCAGGUGACGGACUACAGUUGUCCCUGCCUACCUGACCAUGCCAUCCUCGACGUCCACUCGAAAGACUGCGUCAAGUCGUACUAUGAAAUCUGUCCCGAGUUGUCAUAUCGGACUCAAGAUGGCCGCUGUCUUGAUUCAACAAAGUGGGAGGCUUACUGUAAGAUGCAGGUAUGCGACACCCCUGACGACUACGAGUCCUUCGAUAAAAAGCUUGGACUCUGUAAAUGCCGUUCAGAAAAGCUGGAGGAGAUAUGUAACCUAGAGUGUCGCAGACUCCAGAAGAAGCUGCUAAAGCUGAUCUGUAACCCAGAGGCAAAGAUGAUGAUAGGGUUUGGAACAAAGGACAAUGAUGAACAGUUUGAGCUUCCUGCAGACCAACUGAAGCCGUCGAUACUCGCAAAGGACAUGAUCCUCGAUGAUUACUGCCAUCACCAUGCCAACCAAUCCCUACCGAUGUUCAUUAUCGGGGUGACGCCUAUUGGCUUCCAGGGGAAGUACAAUCCCGAUACCUCGGCCAUCUAUGCGACACUUAUGGACAACGCCAAAGAGAAAUAUAGGAAUUCUUCCCAGGUGUUUAUUCCCGAGUUCAUACAGAAGCGCCGCCUGUUGAAUGUGCCUAUAACUAUUGGAGGGCGUAAUUUAAAGAAUCCUACGACAUGUCUGAAUCUUGGUGAAUCCAUCUUGUUCUCGAUAUCAAAAGACAACUACCCAGUUUAUGACAGGUUCAACCUUUACAACAGCAAUUAUAAUUUCGAUGCUGGCGACUUUGAGCGGCUCAACGAGGUACUGCCCCAGACUGACACCGACAUGACAGUCUUCACGUACCAGUUCAAGGAACCAGGGACGUACGUGUUUUAUCUCAGCAGUGAUUCUCACAAGAAGUUGUAUGUCUCCGUCAUGGAAGGAAACACCUCUUGCCCAAUGACUGGACCGUUCUUUCCCACCUCGAGUCAGAACCUCGUCCACAAUCGUAUUCGAUGGCGCAAGGACCUCAUUUUCAACCUGAACUGGAUUCUGAUUGGUUAUCUCAUCGCGAUGCUCGUUUUUCUCAUGAUCUGCGCUUUUAUCGUUAUGGGAAAAUUUUCCUACAAAAUGUGGUCUCGUCCAAUAUAUGUGAAUCCUUUCUUCCGCCGUCUUGCCUUGGAGUACAACUUUGAUGUGUAUUCGAGUCGUGGAUCCGCAUCUAAAGAAGGCGACUCAGCAGCACAGCCGCCUGGUCAAAGUGAAGCGACCUUGCUACGAGAUGAGUUCUGGGAUUAUGCCGGGCAGCAGGAUGCAGAAACGUUCAGUGUGGGCACCCUCAACCAAAUCUUGAACAAACAGUCCGCCCAUGUCCGUAAGGAAGUCAACAAGACGAAUAUACAAGCCAUUGAACACUACAAAAAGAUCGAACGUCACCUGGACACCCUGAAGGGAUUCUGGAUCGCCAAGCUAAACGUGUCGAGCACGAACACGUCAAAGGUCACCGAAGGUCAAGUCGAUGACUAUGUAAAGAAGUCAGAGGAGUUGGAUCGGGAACUGGAGCGGAGGAAACGAUUGGGGUGGGCGUUUGCUAAACAGCUGUCGUACCAGAGGAGGGUGAUGUUGGAGGAGUGGAAGGAGUGGGAGAAUCAUCAGAUUACAUUCCAUGCUUCUAUAUUAGAAGUAAGGCGUCUCCUACAAAAAUACGAAGACCAUCUCCUCCAGCAGAGGCAAAAGAGUGAUGCGGAGAAACCCCAAGAUGUCGGGCCAAUCCACCAAGCUAACGACCUGAUCCAGAAUGCACUUGCCGACGUGCUGGAGGCAUGUGAACACACAGGAUGUUGGGGGAUCAUCGGGAAGCCGAUGGGAGGACAGCUGACCAGGCCUGGGAAGAUUGAGAGGCUGGAGAAAUAUGACCUCAUCGGUACGAGUGAAGGAAAAAUCAUUGCACCUGAUUUGCUUUACAUCGACAAGGCAACAGGCCUGAUCAGGCCACGUCAAGAGGCAACCAUGGUCACUCCAAAUGGCUCCUUACAGAAUGUGCCGAAUGAUGCGUUUGUCCACCCGCAGACUGGACAUGUUCUCCCUGUGGCUGGGAAUGUUGGGUACGCCCCUAUCAGCGGGAAGCUUGUACCCAUGCUGGACUACGUUGCUGCUGAGAGGAGUAUGCUUGACGAACCUCCCAUUCCCUUCGUGUCCUACCCCCUUAAUCAUCAGACAGGAAAACCGGUUGCAACCGACCUAAAACCUAUCAGCAGCUUCGCCAGCCUAAAGUACGGAAGCCUGAUCGCCGACCCUGAAACCGACCUCCUGGUCCCCAUUGUCGCUAUGACCAUCCACCCAAAGUCUGGCCUCCUCUACCCUGUGGGUGGAUGCCAUAAGGAUCCUAUCACUGGCCUCUUGGUUGCCAUAGACAUAGGCUCCAUGAUGGAGGACCCAGUGACUGGGAACGUCUGCCAGAUACUUGGGGUCACUAUCGAUGAAAAUUCCGGGAAAGUCAUUCCAGUCGGCGAACUUCCCAAAGAAAUCGGCCAUGAUGAACCAUUGGUGAGAGGAAGCAUGGUUUACCAACACAUGACGGACAAACUGGUGAAACUGCGCACUGCAGCCUUUGAUGGUGUAACGGUGGUGCCAUCAUGUGGCAGCUAUCAUACACUACUGGAGAACGUCAUCUUCAAGACGGAGCAGGAACUCCUGGACGUGUUGGCAAAGUACAGUCGAACACUAAAAGAGCCGAGUAAAUCCACUGAACAUUUCACAUCAAGUCUUACGAUGUUGAAAGUGAGCAUUGAAACAAUGCUGCGUAAUCUUGAGAAGGCUGAGGAGAGAUACGUCAUGGACCUCAUCCAUGAGGAAUAUGUCAACAACACGAGGCUCAAGAAGGUGAAAAACCUGUCAAUUAAUGGAGGCUCCCCAGGACUGUAUGAGUACACCAAAACUGGUCAACUUCUGCCCAUACUUGUUGGAAUGACUAUGGACGAUCCUACCGGGACAGGUCUUGAGCUACCCAUUCUGAGCGCAGUCAGAGACCGAGGCAGUGGCCAAGUGCUGCCUCUUGCUACGUCAGUGAAACAUCCUGAAACCAAUGAUCCUCAACCGAUCACGAUUGGUCAAGAAAUCACUGACGAGUCUUCAGAUGACAUCAGUCAUGUGACAGGUCUCUCAAUUGACCCGACGACUAAAGAUAUCACCCUGGUUACGACAAAGGACGAUAGGCCCGCUCCAAACGUUCAGCACCUGGCGCUAAUCGAAGAUGAAAUCGUGUCGUGCGCGAGUUUCCUAAGACGGAUGUUUAAACAAGAGUCAUAUCUCAUCCAAGAAGAGUUCGAGCUAGCCAGAUCAGUUUUACACAACUCUGACAACAUAUCGUUGGAAAAAUUAGACGCUGUUGUGUUCAGUCUGUGCGAGCAGACGACAGACCUGGAAAAAAUGGCUGAGCGGGAAUGGGCACGGGAAAAUACCACCAGGAAAGAUAUUGGGAACUUCUUGCCAGUAGGCCUGGCUGCAAUGGUCGUUGAUUCUGAUGAAGCAUUGCAGAAUUCCGUCAAGGUGUGUCUGCAGGCCCAUGGAAAGUUUGCAGCUGUUUUGCCGAAGUUGUAUGUUAAGAUUAAACAAGAAGAAGAGAAGUUCCAGAAUCGUCUGUCAGAGGUCGCAGAGAUCAAGGACAAAGAGACGAUAAAGAUGAUGAUGAGGCGGCAUAAUAAGGUCAAGGGCAGCCUCCAGAUGGAGCUACGUGAUCACGUCAUCAUGAAAAUGGAGGCGAUAGACUUUGUUACGUCCGCUGUAGACAGAGCGGCCCAAAGAAAAGUCGCAGUCAUGAAUUAUGCAAAAUCGCUCCUGAAUGAUUCUGACUCAAGGAGUGGCGAUGUUCAUUUUGACAUGUCUGGAGUCUUCGGGGGUGAUGGUUUGCCAGAGGUGACAUUCAGCAAUGAACUUGUUCCAGUUCUGAAGGACUUCAUAGCAAUGCUUGAACAAGACCAUCCCUUCAUUCUUCAGGUUGAUGCCGAAUUGGUAAACCCUAAAAAAGACUCCAGUGUGAUCAAACGUGUUACAACACAUCAAGUCAAAAACGGCACUUAUCCUGAUGCACCGAAGAGUUAUGAUCGUAAUUUUUGGGUUGUUUCGGAUGUCAGAAAAUCCGAUGAUGUUGAUUGCGAUACUACCCAGAGGAUGCUGUAUCAGAAACAUCUGUUUGAAGUUUCCAGCCUCGAGCAGACGACAAGACGACAAGCCAUGGAUACAAUCAAUGGGUUACUGGCCUCGUACCAUGAGGAGAAAUGCAAAGUUAUAAAUGUCUUGAAGAACAACAUUGCAAGCAGAUUCAAAGACUUAUUACCAAAUAUCGUCUCGAACAUGGAAAAUGCCGGAGCAGAAGUCGAUCCAAUGGUCACAAAAGAAUUUAAAGAUUUGCAUCAGAAACUUACAAAUUUGAAUCAGACCAUGUCAGAGGAGAUGAGGAUAAAAUGCAAUGAGUUAGCAAAGCAGAGGCAGACAGAGGUUCAAAAUCUGCAGAAACUGCAUGUUACGGAGGCACUUUCGAAAGAAGUUUCACCGGCGACUCUUCCUUGUGUUGUGACGCCCUCUUUAGAGGAGAUGGAAAAAGAUACGGCAGCUCUAGCAGUGCAGCAGGCGGACUUCUUUAACGAAGUGGAUGAAACGUUGCGCCAGUCCGUGAUCUUGAGCUAUGACGAGAAAAUGAAGACGUAUCAAAAACCGUUAAAUGUUGACCAAGAAAAGAAGAUCCAUGCACAGGACUUGAUGGAAAAUGCAAUCGAUUCCAUUGAAAGGUUGCAGACGACUGUUGAGAAACACUUGGCAGCAGACGACACCGUUGUUGAUGGUGAUGGUGAUGCACCAGUGUGGGAGUUCUGUGCUCUGCAGUCAGAGAUGAAUCAGCAUGUGGUGUUGUCUCUCCUUGGCGAUGUUUUCAAUGACCUUGAAAGGCAAUGGAUGAGAGAAAUUGGCAUCCAUGUUUUAUCUGACGACACAACUAGUGACGAGCAGCAGAAGGAGGCCGUCAAAUACAAAGAGUUGGUCCAAAACGGGGAAUAUGGUCUCUAUAAGGAGAACGCCAGGCAACGGGAGAUGUUGGUCUCUAAAGUUGCAGCUCAUAAACACAUGGCGGAAGUCCUGGACAAGGAGGGGUUCAUCUGCAAGGCUGUUGACAGAGUUUGCAAGGCCUCCACCAGCGACGAUGUUCAAGCCAUCCUGUCUGUAGCGAGGGAACUAGCAGGCAACAAAGACUUCCAGAAACUUGUCACGUCCCAGGUGCAGCUCUUGGCUCAGUUGGAGACAAAACAGCACAAACAAGAGAGUGAGUUAGAGUUGGAGAUCGAGAUCAACUUGGAUGAGGGAUGCAAGAUGCUUGAUGAGAAACAUGAGAAAAACAAGAAGCAGGUGAGAUUUUGACUUGAGCAGACGA